Molecule: messenger RNA, 938 nt
Organism: Helicoverpa armigera (cotton bollworm)
Lineage: Eukaryota; Metazoa; Arthropoda; Insecta; Lepidoptera; Noctuidae
Exons: 6
Coding region: 207-845 (212 amino acids)
Source: RefSeq, a predicted model, not a curated record
UAUAAGUGUUGUUUAUACAGAUGCCUAGUAGCACAGAAGUGACCACUAGACCGAAGUCGCCGAGUCGCACCGAAGCCAUCUCCAGAGCGCUUGUUAACCGCCCUAUUUAUGGCACCGGCGUACUAAUAGGCUAGUAUCACAAGAUCUUCAAAGCCCGCCCGCCUUCAAAUCCACGCCUUCAUACAAUAACCAUUUAAUUUCCCCAAAUGUCCGAAGAGGUUUUGCCUAUGGAGUCCCUCGAAUGCCCGAAUGGAAUAUGCGAAUUAACAGCAUAUGAGGAGAAAGAUCCUGCCUUGAUUGAAUGUGACAGCGAUACCAUUAGUCGAGACAAUUGGGUAGAAGAUCGAACGGAAUGUCCAAAAACUGGCACCUUUUACUUCCCUCCAAAAGAAAAAAUAGACUUCGAAAAAAUGAAACCAGAAUCAAGGCAGCCAGACUUUAGGCAAAAUAAAUUAAAUAGUACACAGAGUAACAUAGCAUCGGUAAUCCGCCAUGAUAGCCACGACAAGUGCGCGAAUUAUGCGACGACCAACGAUUUGGUGUACAACCAUCUGCCAAAACCCCUCUGUGGUCCGAUUCAGCGAUAUUAUAAACGAGCGGAACAUCAAUUCUAUCCCCAACCCGACCUGAUGAAAUGUUUUGGCAAUGUGACUGAAUGGGGUUUGAGGCAGCAGAUGGAAUAUGAGUGGAAGUGCACCGAUGUUUCCGACUACAUAUCCACCUUGUACGAAGACACGUUUGUACCUCCGCAGUUACAUCAGUACUUGCCGCAAGCAGAGAGGAAGGCACGAGAUUCGAGUUUCACAAAAAGUUUCCGUUAUUCGAUGACAAAAUCAAAACGAUGAUAACAUCAAGAAUCAUUUUCUCUUUUUGCAAAAAAUUAUUUAGUCUUUACAAUAUCACAUUUUGUUCGACAAUAGGACAGUGACGUCCAUAUA